Messenger RNA from Chrysoperla carnea, 5331 nucleotides. RefSeq lists its product as uncharacterized. Lineage: Eukaryota; Metazoa; Arthropoda; Insecta; Neuroptera; Chrysopidae. The record is from RefSeq and is a predicted model, not a curated record. The transcript has 16 exons. Gene Ontology annotation, cellular component: cytoplasm. Gene Ontology annotation, molecular function: aminoacyl-tRNA ligase activity; ATP binding. Gene Ontology annotation, biological process: tRNA aminoacylation for protein translation. The coding region runs from base 1 to 5304 and encodes 1767 amino acids.
AUGAAGGAAAUCUCUGACGAUAAAAAACACUUUGAAGAAUCGCAGAAAAAUAAUACAUAUAUUUCUGUACACAUUCAACCAAAAUCAUCAAAUCGAUUAUCAGAUGCCAACGAACCAAUUACAAAAUCAAAUGAACAAGUUCAAGAUAAUAAAAUAAUAGGAAAGGAAAACGAUCCACAAAAAUAUUUUGUCAAGUGUAAUAAAUCUGAUCAGCCAUUAAAAAAAUUUUGUAAGGAGUGUAAAAAUUAUCGAACUAAAUUAAAAGUUACAAAAUUAGAUGAGCAAAUUGCUGAAAAUAAAAAGUUAAACGAGAAGAGUGCAGAAAUUACAAGCUAUGUAUCAAAAUUUGUUGCUCUUUUUGGUUUGAAUGAAAAAAAUGAUGCUCAAAAAGGACAAAAACAACACUUAUGUACUAAAAAAUGCCGUACAAAUCACGCUAAGCAUUACUUAUCAUCACAAGAACAUAUUACGAAAAAAUAUGACGUUGGUAGAAAAUCAAUGAGUAAAGAUAUCGUGAAUUAUGAGAACGGUGAAAAUAGAACAAUAGAAAGCUAUUCAGCACAUUCAAUAGAAAAAUAUAAGACAAAACCGGCAACACCACCACCUAAUUUUAGAAAAAAGUAUUCGAAACGGAUUAAGGAAAACGAAGACGAAGACGAUGUUUUAUCAAAACUAAGCUUAAACAGUACGAAGUGUAGAAAAAAUUGUGGAACGUUCGAUCAAUCGAUGACGAGAGAGAAACGUUUUAAGGUCGAUAAUGAAAAAUUAUUGGAUAUAGAAUUAAUAAAAAAAACAACGAAUAUUAAGCGAAAGCAAGAAUUAAAAACCGAAGUAAAAGCAAAUCGUAAACAUUUAAUUCACAUGCAACGAAUUUUGAUUAAAAAACUGAGUGAACAGAAACCUGAUAAAAAAUAUUCCAGUUCACAAUUCAAAAUUAAAGCAAUUGAAUCGAGGAACGAUGUUAAAGUUGUAAACAAAUCUGAAACAGCAGCAAUGUUAGACCAAGAAGAACAGCUUGUUGAGAAAUCAAAACCAAAGAGUAUACAGAUUACCAAAAAAUUUAUAUAUUUGGGUAAAAAUGGUCAUGUAAGGAAGUAUACAUAUAAACCAGGAAAAAUCCAAGAAAUAUGUCAUGAAAUCAAAGAUGAGGCAAAAGAAGUUCAAUCAAGUUCAAAUACACGUAGGAGUGAAACCAAAGGAAAAUUAAUAAAAAAAUAUAUCCAAUAUCCAACAAUAUUAUGGCCACAUACCUCCUGUGUUGUUGAAAAUUUGGAUUCAGAAUUGAAAUUAGCUCAAUUUUUUGAAAAUAUUUGUGACUCACAACAUAAAUCAUCCAUGGAAAAAAUUAACGAACUUAUAAUUCCAACAUCAAACUUAUUGAAAUGUUAUAAGAAGUCUGACAACCGAAGCACAAAUAUUUCUAACAAGAAGUUUGGUACUACAAUUUCAAAUGAUUUGUCUAUUACCAAUGCAAUUGGUAUUAGAAAUAGUGAUCCAAUAUGUAAACAAGUUUUAUCUGAAAUAUCUGGAUCUGAGCAUCAAUUGAAAAGAAGUCACACAGUACCUUUAUAUUUGGGAGAUUCAAGAUUUAAUUCAGAAACUGCAGUAUGCAGGAAAUCGUUAAAUACAAGGGAUAUUGUCAAUUUUAAUCAUGUUGUAAAAUAUAAAAGAAGAGAGUGUCGUGCUACAGUUAAACAACAAAUGACAUCGAAAACAAGUAUGAUUGAAAAUGAAUGCGCAAUAUUACCAAAAAGUUUUCGACGUAAAAUGAUACGUACUCGUUCUGAAAUUCAAUCAAUCGAAGAAUUCUAUCGACGUUAUCGGCGUACAGCGUCAUUACCACCACCAAAUGUCUCUAAUCCAAAUAGAUCAGCCCAGAAUUCAACAAUAAAUACAAGUUUAAGAUCAAACGCAAAUAGACCAAGAAUGUCAAAAAAUCCAAACAAUAAUAAUUGGAAUCGUCAUACUCAAGCAUCAACAAGUUCUGCCAGAAGUUCAAUUGAUAUUUCAUAUGAUAUAGAAAAACAAUAUAUGGAUUCAAUUAAGCGACAUCUUGAGUAUUUAAAACAAGAACAAGAAAAUAUAAAUAUUAAACGUAAUAAUACUAGAAUAUCAAGUUCAUCAGACACAAAUAGUGUCAGAAGAAGUCAACAAAAUAUGUUUCUACGUAGUCUACCAAAAACUGCAUGUACAGAACUAAAUGAUCCGAUAAAUACAGGAAAAAUACGUUUUUCAAUUGAUGAGAAUAAAAUAACAUCACCGAUAGAGUCGAAGAAUAUGUUGCAAAGAACAUCAAAAUUAAAUAAUAUAAUGAAAAUGAAUAACGAAGUGAAAAGUGAAUAUCAAAAACUCAAAUCAAUUGAAAUCAAGCCAAAAUUAGAAAAAUUAUUACGAAAAUCUGAUAAGUUAUUAAGCUGGCGAUUGACUAAAAAUCUAAAGAAUAUCCAAGAAAUAAAUAAAUGUGAAGAAUCCCCAAGUAUAAUGGUAUCAUGUGAUCCAUUACCAGCUAAUAAUAUAAAAGUAACUGUUUCUUUUGAACAGAGUCCUUUGAAACAAGAAGUAUUCACAGAUAAAACAGUUAAGAGUUACAUAUCAAGUACAGAUUCCAUUACAUCGGAAUCACACAAUUAUAUUCCUGAUCCACCAAAUCAGAAAUCAUCUGAAUCUAUUGAUAAAAAAAAUAUAAAAGCAAAGAAGCAUGUAAGUAUCAGAGUUUCAACAGAUUCACAAGCCGAACUGCAGGUACUGUCGAAUGCAACAACGAGUAGAUCGGCAGAUACAAAAAGAGAGUCAUUGUCAAUGGAUGGUAAUGAAUCAAAGACCGAAAUUGAACUAGCUCUAUUGAAACGUAAACAUCUUGAUGCACUAGAAAGAAUUCGAUCGGAACAUCCAGAUACAGAGGCAGAACAAAUUGAUAGUAACGAAUCAAUGGAUAUUAUUAGCAAAUCAAUAUUAUCGCUAGCGGCUGUCGAUAGUAUAAUUUUGAAAAAAGAAGCUAUACGUCGAAAAUCAUUCCCUAAUCAGAAUAAAAAAACGGAGAAAUAUGAAACAGGACGUGAAUCAAGUGACGAAAAAACUGAAGCCACUGAAGAUUUCCCUUUAGAAUCUUCAGGCGUACCAGAUUAUCAAGGCUUACCAGAUUCUGCUCAUGAAGAUUUGUUAUACCCGUCUAUCAGUCAAAUAAUACAUUAUGAUCCAGACAAAUCAAAUAAAAGAAUUGUUUCAAGUAAAUUAAAGAUAGGUAGUCCGGUAACUCCAAAGUCUAAUAUGGACAUAAGUUCAUUUGUGGAAAGUACUUUAGCAAAGGCUCAUGCCGAAAGAUCGAAUUUAUUCAUGCGCAAAGAUGCAACAACUAAUACGGAAAAAUCGGAUAAUAUGAUCAAGGCAAAUAAGUUUAUGAAUAUAGCAGGUCUACCUAGAAAAAACACGCAAACAAACGAAAAAACAAAUGGAUCUUCCCCGAUUAUAAAAAGUAACUCAUCACUUCUAAAUGAUUACAUGCCUAAUAAAACAAGUACUUCGGCAAGCAUAAGGUUGAAAGAUGGUUCAGGAAAUUUAAGAAGGGGGAGUAGUGGGAAGUCUUUCUAUUUAAAACGUUCUGAAGUUGAUUUGAAUGAAAGGUUUAGUAAAAUAAUUUUCUUGGAAAAUGAAGAAGCUGCAGCUAAGAAUAAAUCUACUACAUUACCAAAUCUUGAAAUAUUAGCCGAUUCGAACACAAGUUCAAAUGUUCCUUCACUUACGAAUAUCAAUUCUAAGUUAAAGAAAAUCGAUUUGGUUGAUGAUACAUCUCUUACAGAAACAGAAAGAUUCAACUUGAUACUGAAUUCAUAUACUACAUUAAAAAAACUUAUCGCUAAACCAACAGAGGGCGAACUAACGGAAGGAUUACCUCCAAAUGUUUUACGCAAUGGCAAAAUUUUACCUGGUGCAACUUAUUCGGUAAAUUCAGACGAAUUUAGAGAUUUUAUUUUGGACAACGAUAAAUUGAGUUCACAUUCUGAGAUAACAAUUGAGGCAUUAAGUUCAAAUCCAGAAGAAUUUACUCAUUCCGAAAGUCAUCUGCGUUUUAAUAUGCCGGAGUCGAAUGAACAACUUGUAGAAGAAGCAAGUUCUACUCCGCUUACAAAGGAAAUCAGUUCUAUGAAAUUAAGGUCAUUCCAAAAACCAGAUUGUAAUUGUGAAGAUAAAAGUAAAACAUUAAUGGAAGAAAUAUUAAGACAAGCUAAUUGUACAUGUUUUAAACAUGGCAAAGGCAACAUUUUAGAAACAUGUACUUGUAUCCAAAAGACUGACAAAUUGCAAUAUAUACAAGUGGUAUGUGGACACAUAUCUGACAAGGACAGAUGUCGAUGUAAAAUGGAUGAUUUUAAUGGAUCACAGAGACAAAUAGAAUCGUUUCGCUCCACGUCAUUGGGUAAUGGCGUGAGUCAAAUUUUGAGUGCACCCAUAAAAAUUCAUGAAAAUUCAGAAAUAGAUUUAAAUCCAGAACAAAUAGGAGCAUGCUUUCGUCGGGGGUUUCGUGCUGACAAUGUAGCCUUGAGUGAUGCAUAUUGUUUAAUAAAACGAGGUGAAGAUAAGUUACUCUGUAUACGUUCGAAUUUAGCAAUGCAACCAAAACAAAUGGGAGUUAAUUUUUCGGAACAACGAACACCACUUGAUUUUUUAAUUGCAUUAGGAUUUAGUGUUGAUGAAGCGAGUAUUGCUUUAAGAAAUGAAAUUGUAAAGAAUCGUCUAAGUGCAGCAAUUACUGAAGCACGUAUAUGGUGUAAUUUUGUUUCAAUACCGCAAGGAACGUUAUUAUAUCUGUUAGCAUACAAAGCAAGAACUAGCACAAUGCGAUAUUUUUUACAAAUGGUUGAAGCCAUUAUCAAUUCAAGAAUUCCAGAUGCUGUGCAAUUAGAUGGUUUUAUUAAAUUAUUGGAUAAGUUAGAGAGUGGUCAUUUACCAAUGAAAUUAAUUUUUGGAAGUUCUAAGAUGUAUUCAGAUAAAGAUGAAGGUCGUAAUGUUCAAAAACAAUUAGCAAGUUUAUUUGAAAAUAUGCAUCAAAUUGCAGCAAAAGAGGCUGCCUUACAUAAUCGUAAAUUUACACACAAAAAUAAAAAACUUUUAGAACAUUUAACCACCUAUUAUCGGCCUGGAUUGUAUAACCAUUUAGAAACAAUUGCCAAGUAUGUUGGUCGUGGUCAAUUAGUGUCACUGGUACAAAUGGAAGCUGCAAUCAUCUAUUUAUCAAGGAUGGUUAAAGCAGCGGACGUUAAUUAUGAGGAAUUUGAAAAUUACUGUGGAAUGAAUCCAGAAAAAUAAAUAAUUAGAAAAUGAUGAUAUUAGUAA